Cydia fagiglandana is the source of this 397-nucleotide messenger RNA. RefSeq names its product U6 snRNA-associated Sm-like protein LSm6. The coding region runs from base 103 to 342 and encodes 79 amino acids. Gene Ontology annotation, molecular function: RNA binding. Gene Ontology annotation, biological process: mRNA splicing, via spliceosome; maturation of SSU-rRNA. Lineage: Eukaryota; Metazoa; Arthropoda; Insecta; Lepidoptera; Tortricidae. The transcript is spliced from 2 exons. The record is from RefSeq and is a predicted model, not a curated record. Gene Ontology annotation, cellular component: P-body; sno(s)RNA-containing ribonucleoprotein complex; U4/U6 x U5 tri-snRNP complex.
UUGAUUCCAUAGAAACAUUGGCGGCAUCAUACUGUAUAAUUGUGUGAAGAUCGAAUAAUCCAACAAUACAAGGCAUAAACAAAUUAAAUUAAUCAAUUAAAUAUGAGUCGUAAAGAAGCACUCUCGUCUUUCAUCCAACAAAUCCACGGGCGACCUGUGGUCGUUAAACUGAACAGCGGUGUUGAUUACCGAGGUGUCCUAGCCUGCCUCGACGGCUACAUGAACAUAGCCUUAGAACAAACAGAAGAGUAUGUCAACGGUCAGCUAAAGAACAAGUAUGGUGAUGCCUUUAUCCGAGGAAACAAUGUCCUGUAUAUCAGCACACAGAAGCGAAGGAUAUAGUCAUGGUUUGUUUAAAUUAGGGUAUAAGAAUACAAUAAAAUAUUUCUUAUAAAAA